Molecule: messenger RNA, 849 nt
Organism: Protomyces lactucae-debilis
Lineage: Eukaryota; Fungi; Ascomycota; Taphrinomycetes; Taphrinales; Protomycetaceae
Product: Vta1 like-domain-containing protein
Exons: 2
Coding region: 1-849 (282 amino acids)
Biological process (GO): late endosome to vacuole transport via multivesicular body sorting pathway
Cellular component (GO): multivesicular body
Source: RefSeq, a predicted model, not a curated record
AUGUCGUUUCCUGAAGAGCUAAAACAUCUACGUCCUAUAGCGACGCGUGCCGAUGAGCUAGAACAGAUCGAGCCUGCUAUUGCGUACUGGUCACGCUACUAUAUUGUCCAAAAAGCUGUUGCUCAAAAAGUUCGCAGUGCAGCAGUGGAUGGCUACCUCUCUUCUCUACUAGAUGGCCUAGAAUCUAUGCGAAAGAAGCACAAGGGUCUCACUGAGAUUGAAGACGAUGCAGCAGGAAAGUCAAAAGUCACUUCAUUUGCCCUCAAAGUGUUUGACAAUGCUAAUCGUGAGGAGAAAGCUGCUCGAGCAACACAAUCUACGGCAGCCAAAUUCCUUGCUGCAGCGGGUUUCCUUGAGCUGUGCAGUUGUUUCGGUGCUGUGGAGAAGGAGUUGGCUGAUAAGCGCAAGUAUGCAAAGGUCCAAGCAAUGCGUAUUCAAUCUGCUUUUGCAGCUGGGAAGGAUCCGAAUCAGAAGAGACGUGAUGCGUUGCCUGUUGAAGCGGCUGCACCGACCACAAUGCGUGAUCUAUCAGCCACCAAUCCCUACUUUCCCUCCGUUGAAGACGACAAAGAGAUUGCGCCUGCGAGCACUUCGCCUGAGUCCUAUGGUGCAUCCAUUCUUCGGCCCUCUUCGCCACCGCCAACCAAGCAACUGAACGUACCUGCCAAUAUACCUGUCGUGAAUAUGCCUCCAGCACCUGCACUCAUCGAGCCGGUUCAAGAAGUAUCACAGGAUGAUAUCGAUGCAGCCAUCAAACACACAAAAUGGGCAGUCAGCGCUUUGAAUUUCGAGGAUAUCGAGACUGGUAUCGCUGAGCUGAAAAAGGCAUUGGCUUCUCUUGGAGCUUGA